This is a messenger RNA of Vespa velutina, 5881 nucleotides long. RefSeq names its product gamma-aminobutyric acid receptor subunit beta-like (gene Lcch3). Gene Ontology annotation, molecular function: neurotransmitter receptor activity; GABA-A receptor activity; extracellular ligand-gated monoatomic ion channel activity. The record is from RefSeq and is a predicted model, not a curated record. Gene Ontology annotation, biological process: nervous system process; monoatomic ion transmembrane transport; regulation of membrane potential. The coding region runs from base 1305 to 2771 and encodes 488 amino acids. Gene Ontology annotation, cellular component: GABA-A receptor complex; membrane; synapse. The transcript is spliced from 11 exons. NCBI's taxonomy places the organism in Eukaryota, Metazoa, Arthropoda, Insecta, Hymenoptera, Vespidae.
UCUAUCGUCUAGUUUUUCUUAUAGUUGAUUUGUUUGUCGUUUGAAUAAAAAAAAAAGGGGGGUAGCAGUGGGCGGAGGAUUGUGGGAGAAGGUUGUACAGAGAAAAGGAAGGAGAAGAUGAUGCGCCGAUAUGAAGACGAUUACUUCGUUGGAAAAAUGCAUCGAUCGUUAAGACCGACGCUAUCUAUCCUUCUGUACAACCCUCAAAGGUUAACGACUCUCUUUCUACUAUAUCUUAAGGAUGCUUGUGGAGAUGGCGUUCGAUCAGCGUGGUCUGGAAAUUCGACGAGUCCGUGUGUCACUAGGUCGAGCUAAACGGGUACGCGCGUGCGCUUAUUCUCUCGCACCCCUCCAUCUGAUGAAUGCAGAGAGUAAGAGAAAGAGAUAGAGACAAAGAGAAAGAGAGAGAGAGAGAGAGAGAGAGGGAGAGAGAGAGAGAGAGAGAGAAAGGAAGAGAAAGGAAAGAGGGGAGGAAAGUAAAAGGAGAAAGCAAAGGUAGUGGUUCCAUGCCACGAACGGGGAUGCGAGCUGGUAUCCUCGAAAUUCGUGUCGUGACGAAAAAUUUCAUUCUCUCUCCUCGAUGAACCACGAGAGAAAGAAAGAGAGAGAGAGAGAGAGAGAGAGAGAAAGAGAGAGACAAAAAGAGAGAGAGAGAGAGAAAAAAAGAGAGGAAGAAAGACAGACAGAGAGAGAAAAAAUUUUUCUAAAUAAAAUCAAACGAUAAAUAACUCGUGUUCGUUAAAUUAAAAGAAAAAGUUAUAUGAGGUUUUAUGAGAGAAAAAAAAAGCCGCAAGAGUUCGACCGAUCGAAAAUAUCGAGGAAUUCUCGUCGCUGAUGCUGCGACGGUCCAGAAGGAAGAAACGUCGUUGAGAAUGCCUCCUAUCGGAUUACAGAAUCGCGUGUGUACUCGAAGGACCGUGAUCUUGAAGGUGUGCGAUAUAACGAUGUUCGCGUUGUGACGAGCCGUUUACGGGAAGUAUCCUUUUUCACGUGGAAAUUUGAUCUUGUUGGUGUAUACCCUGACCGUAAUUAUUACUACUACUACUUCUACUACUCCUACUACUAUUAUUAUUACUACUACUAUUACUAUUACUAUUACUAUUACUAUUACUACUAUUACUACUGUUGCUGUUGCUGCUACUGAUACCACUGCUUCUUCUUCUUCUUUUCCUUCUUGACACUCGUGAAUUAACAGCUUGCAGCGGUACCGAGAGUGAAUAUGUUGAGACACAAAGAUCUCGCCAGGAGAUGACAUUCUUUCCUGUGCUCUAACAUUUCUGAUUGGGUCGUCGACCAUCGGCAGAAUGCUGCCGCGUGGACUGCCAUUAACGUUUCUUCUUGUGCAAUUGUCUCAUCAUAUCGUUUGGGCUGCGUUGGAGAACACAAGAAUGUUUGACAAACUGGAAAAUGUCACGCAGACCAUAUCGAGAAUACUUGACGGCUAUGACAUUCGAUUGAGGCCGAAUUUUGGCGGAGAGCCACUAUUAGUUGGUAUGGAUUUAACUAUAGCGAGUUUCGAUGCUAUUUCGGAAGUCAAUAUGGAUUACACUAUAACAAUGUAUUUAAAUCAAUAUUGGAAAGACGAAAGACUCGCCUUUUCGCAAGAGGAGGAAAUCUUGACACUGAGUGGUGAUUUUGCAGAAAAGAUUUGGGUCCCGGAUACUUUCUUUGCCAACGAUAAGAACAGCUUUUUGCACGACGUAACUGAACGCAACAAACUCGUCAGACUCUCCGGCGACGGUUCCAUCACUUAUGGCAUGAGAUUCACAACGACAUUGGCCUGCAUGAUGGAUCUGCACUACUAUCCUCUCGAUUCGCAGAAUUGCACCGUAGAGAUCGAGAGCUACGGUUACACGGUACUCGACGUAGUAAUGUAUUGGAAAGAUACUCCUGUUCGAGGAGUGGAGGAAGCGGAAUUGCCGCAAUUUACAAUAAUCGGUUACGAAACGAACGACCGGAAAGAGAAAUUGGCUACCGGUAUUUAUCAAAGGUUAUCGCUCAGCUUUAAACUCCAACGGAAUAUCGGUUACUUCGUGUUCCAGACCUAUCUUCCGAGCAUACUCAUCGUAAUGCUCAGUUGGGUCAGCUUCUGGAUCAAUCACGAAGCGACCAGCGCGAGAGUGGCCUUGGGUAUCACGACUGUUCUCACGAUGACCACAAUUUCAACUGGUGUGAGAAGCUCCUUGCCACGAAUCAGUUAUGUCAAAGCUAUCGAUAUAUAUCUGGUGAUGUGUUUUGUUUUCGUUUUUGCUGCGUUACUAGAGUACGCGGCAGUCAAUUACACGUAUUGGGGUGCAAGAGCUAAAAAAAAAAGCAAAAAGAAGGAUAACGAGGAACAGAAAGUUCUUACUUCGAAAACUGGAAGCAAAGCUACCUCACCUUUUCCUGGUUCGACUGAUGCUGAUAUUAUAGAGCUGCAGGAUAUAAGAAUGUCGCCAUUGCCAAGCAUUAGAAAUAGAUCAGGUUUGAUCAGUGGUUCUUCGACACCUGGCCUUGGAAAACAUCAUGAUCCAGUCAAAUUUCCACCCAGUUUUCGUAUCUCAAGAACGGUCGCCUAUAAUACACAUGGUAGAAACAGUGGGCUCAGAUAUAGAGGGCCGAAACAAAAUAAACCUAAGGUACUACACGCUAUCCGUAGAGGUGCAUCGGUGUUACGCGUGUCCAUGCCAAAAAUCAAAGACGUUAACGUGAUCGACAAAUACUCGAGAAUCAUAUUUCCUGUCAGUUUCAUGCUGUUCAACGCGAUAUAUUGGAUCUUUUAUUUUGUAUGAAUGAUAUAAAGAAACGCAGAUAUAAAAAAAAACAAAUUGAAUUAUCACGAUUUCAUGUGUAUAUACAUACAGAGAGAACGAUAGAAAAGGAAAGAGAGAGAGGGAGAGAGAGAAAGAGAGAGAGAAGGAGAGAAUGUUUUAAGCGUUUAUAUGGGACAUUGUGAGAGAGACAGAGAUGAGAACUGUCUCGGUUUUAUGAGAGAAGCAAUAUAUUGGGAUCGAUUGAUCCGCUCUUCGUACUGAAACUAAUAAUUACUAUAACAGAAACAAAAAGGAAAAGAAGGAAAAAAAGAAAAGAAGAAAAAAGAAAAGGAAAGAAAAACAAAAAGAUUGAAAAAAUAUUUUACGAACGUUCGAGUGUCCUCAAUCGAAAGCUGCCAUAAUUACUUAUCAAGUUACGUAAGUGGUGUUAAAGACUUUGAUCGUAAAUAAAUAUUAUUAUAGCUAAAUUCUUAACUAUAAAAUCAUAUGAUCUUUCGAGAGAUAUUACGGAUGAAUGAGGAUACGAUAUUUAAACGUGAUUAUCAUUAUUAUCAUUAUUAUUAUCGUGAUACAAAUGAAUUAUUAAUUUUAAUCGGAGAAAAUUAUAACGUAAACAAGAAGAAUAUUCAAAUUAAGAGCAAAAGAAGAAAAAAAAAAAAAAAGAAAAAAGAUCCAAUAAAAAAUGAAUUUAGAGAUAUACAGAAGUUAUACAAUUCUUUACUGCCAAAUGAAAAUAUCCUUGAGAACGUUCUUACGUAGCAAUAAGAGAAAGAGAAAGAGAGAGAGAGAGAGAUAGAGAGAGAGAGAGUGAGAGAGAGAAAGAGAGAUGUAAUUAUCUAAUAUAAACAAAAAAUCUCUUCAUUCAUUUAAAAUUAUAUUGCGUUUAAAGACUAUCUCCGAUUGUAUAUGUACAUACGUAUGUAAGUAUAUAUAUUAUAUCUCUAAAAUAUUGUAUACGAUUGCAUUAUACACCUGCUAACGAGGAAAAACAUUCAUUACUUUUUAUUUCGUCGAGAUUAAAAUCGAUCAUAGUAUCUAAUGAUCUUUCGCAUUUUAUCUUAAUUUUACAAUCGCUUAGUCUCUAUGUAAAAUAUAAAUCGCUUAGUCUCUAUGUAAGAUAAAAAGAUAAAGAAAGCCAAAAAAAUAAUAAUACACAUACACACAUACAAACACAAAUUAUUCAUGGAAAGUGAUUCGUAGAAAGUAUUCCAAAUAGACUCUACGUAAGAAUGUAAAGACGUAAUGUACAUUAAGUAUUACAAGCCGAUCGUAUGAAUGAAAGAAUUAAUGAAAGAAAAUAUUAUUUUCAAUAAUUGUAUGAACGCGCUAAUUGCAUUUACAUGUUCGAACUUUUAUUACUAAUUUUAAACAAGAUAUAAUCAAAAACCGAGAUUGCAGAAAUGAAAAAAAUUUUCCAUUAUAUAUGAUUUGUAUUGUUGUUGAUAAUGCCAUCAUGAUGAUUAUCACGCGCAAUUAAAUUGUAUAAUCUGAUAUAUAUCGUCGCAACGUAUUAUUAGUACAUAACACUGAUUAUUAUUCAGUUAAUAAUUAAUCACUUAAUUAUAUUUUGAUUCAAUCUUUUCUUUCCUUUUUUUUUCCGUUUUUUUUUUGUUCGAAACAUAUAAUUCUAUUGUAAAAAAAAAAUGUACGAACAUUAUGUAGAUUUAAAUAAUCUCAUGCCUGUCUAUGUUUUAUCGCUCUAUGUAUGUUUUAUUGUUUUAUCUCGAUCGAAACGUAUUUAUAUAUUUUAACGUAUGACCAAAAAAAAACAAGUAAAGAAAACACGUUAUUUCCUUCUACCGUGACAAAUUCGGGGGACCUCUGAAUUAUAGAUUGUGAAUAAUGUAGUAUAAUAUUAUAUGAUGUAAGAUAUAUACAUAUAAAAAUGGAUAACAAUUGAAGCGGCACAAAUCUCUUAACCUGCAAAUAAAAAGAAAUCUUCUGUACAAAUUAUUUUCUUAUCUCUCAUUUAUUUAUAAAUUAAAUAUUAUUAUUAUUAUUAUUAUUAUUAUUAUUAUUAUUAUUAUAUGCUAAAAUAAUAUUAUUUAUGUUUCAACAAUAGUUCGAUUGAAUAGACAUAAUAUAUUCACAUAAAAGGCAAUGGAGAUUACUUAUUUAUUGUUAUUCAUAUUUAUUUAUAUCGUUGAUAACAACCAAUUCUAUUCCGCAUCUAGUUUCGUUACGAUGUGCUAUAUUCGUGUACGAAUAUAAACAAGUUUUUUCGAAACCACAAGAAUUAUGAAAAAAAAAAAAAAAAAAGAAAAAAAAAGAAAAAAUGUUUAAAUCGUUCUAUUUCUAUGUCAAUUAAUUUUAUCGUAUAGAUUAGUGUUAUUACGUAGAACAUUUUAUCUACGCGAGAUAUGAAUUAUAAAAAAUCUUACGGAAUCUUUUUAUGCAACAGCUAAUAUGACGUAAAACAUUUAAAUCUACAAUAUCUACAUAGAACUCCUUAGCACGGAAAACAACCAUCGAGGACGUAAUUUUAGCAUGGACACGAACCUUUUCAUUAGAUUAUAUAGAUCUAUUGAUAACCUUAAUCAACAAUGUUGUGUUUUGAUCUUUACAUAAAAAUUUUAAUCAGUUUUUUUUCUUUCUUUUUUUUUUUUUUUAAUGAAUUAAUAAGAAUAAUUUUCUUGUUUUUUUUUUCUUUUCUUUCUUUCUUUCUUUUUUUUUUUGCAUUUACAUUUUAAAGUAAGAAAAAAAACCUCAAUUUUAAUGUCUACAAACUUUUAAUAAAAACAGCCUCUUUUUUACCAUCAUGUUAUCAUACGAACAACUGGAGAGCAAAACUCCCUUUGUGAUGUCACAUAUAGGCGUGCUCUCUCGUAACAUGAUAAUUUUUACGUUAAGAAUGUGAUAGUGAUAUGUACACUAUUUUCGUAUUAGAUCGAAGAACGUCAUGAAGUGUUUUGAUAAUCAAUUCGACGACCUUGGACUAAACUGACCAAUUGAAAAUGAAGCUCAUUUAUAAUACGAUAAACAGAUUUUAUUUCAUUCUGCGACAAAUCUCAAAGCAAGUGUGACAUUUUGUUCGAACGAUCGAGCUAUUCUACAUCUCAUAUAUUCUCACGUUUGUAUAAUAUAUUCGUAUUUACCAUUCCUUUUAAAUAAAAGUCUUUUUUUCUUUC